This is a messenger RNA of Theileria equi strain WA, 1233 nucleotides long. RefSeq lists its product as hypothetical. NCBI's taxonomy places the organism in Eukaryota, Apicomplexa, Aconoidasida, Piroplasmida, Theileriidae. Bases 1 to 1233 code for a protein of 410 amino acids. The transcript has a single exon. The record is from RefSeq and is a predicted model, not a curated record.
AUGUACGUCGUAGAAAGAGGAGAAGUUAAAGUAGAAGUGGAGCAUCACGAUGAUCCAGAACCUGGUGUUCCUCAAAAUGAUAAUCAAGACAUGAAGAUAUAUGGCAACGUAUUAACCGGGGAAACAGGCGAGCUUAUAUCAUAUGAUGAGGUUGAUAGACACAAGAUGAUUUACACCAUAGACAUCUCCAAUACGAAGAUCGGGAGUUAUGCAUCUGGUUGCGAUGAUAAAGAUGUUAAAGUGGAUAUACAUCACAUUUCCCCUUUCUGCGUUGUAUACAAGUAUUUUACAAAUGUAGAUCAUAUUUACAAGUUUGCGGACGGGAAAAGUACUCCAGUUGGUCUCCCACUCACAAAGAAUAUGGAAUUGAUUUCUGUUUGCUUUUACCCAGACGAAUUUGGAGUGCCCUUACUUGUGCAGAUGUCCGUGAGACGCAACAUUUGGUAUAUCAGAAAUGGUCAGAAUAGCCGUUGGGAAAGAGUAUUUGAUCCAAGAGAAAGGCCUUCUAAUAACCGUGAUGAUAUAAGGAUUAGAAAACUUUUGGAACGCGCAUUUACACCGGCCAACAUAUUAGAUGCUUCAGCUUUCGGAGAGUAUAGGCAUUUGGAAAUUCAUCCGGCAUUUGUGGUUGAAAUUUCUAGGGUCUUUACUUCAACCUACUACGCAUUUACGCAUAAAAAGAAAGAAGGAGGCCUUUUCAAGGUUACUGAACUUGUGUAUAAAGGGUCAGCAUUAAAAGGGAUCCCACCCUCUGAUGACCUAAAGAGUGUAUCUCUGUACUUUAUUGGAAGAACACCCCUAGAGAGUGCUCUGCUUUUAGUUGAAAUGAUAUCGCAUAAUGAUAAAUGCACUUACUUUCAUAGGAAGAAUGCUGCACAAACAUGGAGUCCCGCUUUUCCAGCAUCCUUAACCGAAAAACUGGGCGAGACUCGUAUCACAAACCAACUUGAUAGUUUAAAGGAGAAGCGCUUCAACGGAAUAGAGAAAUAUUUCACACACUACAUAGACGUCGAUCCUAGUGAAAUUAGAAGCGACUCAUUUAAGUCUCUGCUUAUUGGAAUAUUUACUGGUAUAGCAGUUGCGCUUAUUUUCUACGAACUCUCAGCUGUACUGUAUAGUCCAAGGACGAGUUUAAUCAGAGGCUUUGCUCGUCUUGUCUCAAGGUGCAUAGGACGCAUUUUCCCCUCAAUUGUUCGUUCACGCAAGGGCUACAAGAAAGUCUCAAUAGAAUAA